Messenger RNA from Dendrobium catenatum, 2707 nucleotides. RefSeq names its product double-strand break repair protein MRE11. Bases 226 to 2412 code for a protein of 728 amino acids. Lineage: Eukaryota; Viridiplantae; Streptophyta; Magnoliopsida; Asparagales; Orchidaceae. The transcript has 24 exons. Gene Ontology annotation, molecular function: 3'-5'-DNA exonuclease activity; DNA endonuclease activity; manganese ion binding. Gene Ontology annotation, biological process: meiotic DNA double-strand break formation; mitotic G2 DNA damage checkpoint signaling; double-strand break repair via homologous recombination. The record is from RefSeq and is a predicted model, not a curated record. Gene Ontology annotation, cellular component: Mre11 complex; nucleus.
UAGAGUCCACCAUGUCGUAUUCUAUACAGUUCUCAACACAGUCGCGGUAUUUCUUCUCGUGGAAGUUCCCGCCUCCCUCCGAAGAUAUAAAGGUUUUUUUUUUCUCCUUAUGAGAUCGGCAAUGGCUUUGAGCUACUUCAGUUCUGAUCAAACAGUUUGGGUUUUCUUAUCUUAAUAGGAUCUCAGCAAACUUGGAGGCUCUGAUUGCUAAUAUCAGACGAUUAGAUGGAUGACGAGAUCAAUACUCUACGGGUGCUCAUUGCAACUGACUGUCACUUAGGUUAUAUGGAGAAAGAUGAAAUACGACGGUUUGAUUCAUUUCAGGCUUUUGAGGAGAUCUGCUCAAUAGCCGAACAAAAACAGGUGGAUUUCUUACUUCUCGGUGGUGAUCUGUUUCAUGAAAACAAACCUUCAAGGUCAACAUUGGUGAAAGCCAUUGAGAUACUUAGGAGAUAUUGCCUAAAUGAUCGACCCGUGCAAUUUCAAGUUGUCAGUGAUCAAACUAUUAACUUCCAGAACAUUUUUGGUCAUGUAAACUAUGAAGACCCUCACUUCAACGUUGGCUUACCAGUCUUUACCAUUCAUGGAAAUCAUGAUGAUCCAGCUGGAGUGAUGAUAGUGUUUAUUCCAAUUGUCUAUUUCUACCGGAAGAAGGAUAACCUUUCUGCCAUUGAUAUUCUUUCUGCAAGUAAUCUUGUAAACUAUUUUGGUAAAAUGAUCCUUGGUGGCUCUGGAGUUGGUCAGAUAACACUCUAUCCUAUACUUAUAAGGAAGGGUACAACAUCUGUAGCUUUGUAUGGUCUUGGAAAUAUCAGAGAUGAGAGACUUAACAGGAUGUUUCAGACACCACAUGCAAUUCAGUGGAUGCGGCCAGAACCUCAAGAGGGCUGUCCAGUGUUUGAUUGGUUCAACAUUCUGGUUCUUCACCAAAAUAGAAUCAAAACAAAUCCAAAAAAUGCAGUUAAUGAACAUUUCUUGCCACGAUUUCUAGAUUUUAUUGUGUGGGGGCAUGAACAUGAAUGCCUUGUUGAUCCACAGGAAGUUCCAGGAAUGGGUUUUCAUAUCAGUCAGCCUGGUUCGUCUGUUGCAACAUCUCUAAUUGAUGGCGAAGCAAAGCCCAAGCAUGUACUUCUCAUGGAAAUCAAGGGAAGUCAGUACAGACCAACAAAGAUUCCUUUGAAGUCAGUUAGACCUUUUGAAUAUGCUGAGGUUGUUUUAAAAGAUGAAGCUGAUGUUGAUCCCAAUGAUCAAGCAUCGGUUCUUGAACAUUUAGACAAAGUUGUGAGAAAUCUGAUUGAAAGAAAUAGUAGAACGGCUGUUAGCAGGUCAGAGCUUAAGCUUCCUUUGAUUCGGUUAAAGGUGGACUACUCUGGAUUUACGACUAUAAAUCCACAAAGAUUUGGCCAAAAGUAUGUGGGAAAGGUAGCUAAUCCGCAGGAUAUUCUGAUUUUCUCCAAGGCUGCAAAAAAACGCCAAUCUCUUGAAGAUAAGAUUGAUGACUCUGAGAAGCUUCGUCCGGAGGAAUUGAAUCAACAAAAUAUUGAGGCCCUUGUAGCCGAAAGUAAUCUGAAAAUGGAGAUCCUUCCAGUUAAUGAUUUGGAUAUAGCAUUACAUGAAUUUGUUAACAAGGAUGACAAGAUGGCAUUUUAUUCGUGCUUGCAGAACAAUCUUCAGGAAACAAGGAAUAAACUAAACUCAGAAGCAGAUAAUUUGAAGUUUGAAGAGGAAGAGUUGAUACUAAAAGUCACCGAAUCCAUGCAGGAACGUGUAAAGCAAAGGUCAUUACAUUCAAAGGAAGACACUAGAAUCACAGCGAACUCACAGAACCCACUGGGUGGUAGAUCUAGGAGUACGACCGCUCCUAGAAGUACCAAUUCCUUCAGUGAUGAAGAAGACACUGGGCAAAUGCUCUCUAGCUCAACGCCUGUUGGACGAGGAAGAAAAGGAACUUCUGAUGUGCCUAAACCCACUCAAGCUGGAGUUUCAAAGAGAGCCAGGGGAAGGGGUUCAAGCAGUUUAAAGCAGAUGACUCUGCAGGCAACAUUGAAAACUCGACAUUCUGAGAGAUCAGCUUCGGGCUCGGCAUCGACUGUAGUUCAUUCUAUGGUUGAUGAAGAGGUGGAUUCCCCUUCAAGUGAAGAAACAGGGAAGUAUGAAGUAAACGAAGCGGUUGAGAGUUCUGAACCUGAAGAAAAUUUUAAAGGGAAGACUCGCAAAAGAGGGGCUCCUAGAGGAAGAGGGAGAGGGAGAGGUGCUUCAUCUACUUCAAAAAGAGGAAGAAAGUCAGACAUGUCUUCAAUCCGUAGCAUGUUUUUGAGUAAGGAUGAUGAUGAUGAUGAUGACAUGUCAAAUAAACCAAAGGAAAUUCAAGCUCGGGUAUCUGGCAAUUAUGGAGCAAUCAGGAGGAGAUGAUCUCUAUCAAAAGCAAGACCACCUUUCCUUUUCAUAAAGUGGCAGCUUGUGGAUUGUUUAAAUCUACUACUUCGGUUUCAUGUGGUAAUUUCAACCAUAGAUUAGCUAUUAUUAUUUUCUUCUGUAUUGUUCAUGUUUCUUUGGAAUUUAUGAAGAGAACUAUAGUUGCAGUAAUCGAUACAAAGUUGAUAUUUGAGUAUAAUCCUUUGUUAGCAAGCAGGUCGAGUUGAUAAGGUUCAAAUAAUGAAUUAAAAUCUUUCAAUUAUUUUACUAAUGAUUGUGCUGAGUAAAAAAA